This is a messenger RNA of Cicer arietinum (chickpea), 2104 nucleotides long. RefSeq names its product high-affinity nitrate transporter 2.1-like. Gene Ontology annotation, biological process: transmembrane transport. Gene Ontology annotation, molecular function: nitrate transmembrane transporter activity. NCBI's taxonomy places the organism in Eukaryota, Viridiplantae, Streptophyta, Magnoliopsida, Fabales, Fabaceae. The record is from RefSeq and is a predicted model, not a curated record.
CUUAUUCAUUAUUCACAACUUCAUUAAUUAACUAAUUACUUCCCAAACCAACUACUUUCAUAUAUACACCCCCCAUAUUCCAAAUCAAUGGCUGAUAUUGAAGGAUCACCAGGAAGCUCCAUGCAUGGAGUAACAGGUCGAGAACAAACCUUCAUAUCAUCAGUCACUUCCCCAACGGUUCCAACUGACACAACAGCCAAAUUCGCAUUACCAGUUGAUUCAGAACACAAAUCCAAAGUUUUCAAACUCUUCUCACUAGCAAACCCUCACAUGAGAACCUUCCAUUUAUCAUGGAUAUCUUUUUUCACAUGCUUCGUCUCGACUUUCGCCGCGGCGCCAUUAGUCCCCAUCAUUCGCGACAACCUGAACCUAACCAAAGCCGACGUUGGAAACGCCGGCGUGGCUUCGGUUUCAGGUAGUAUUUUCUCGAGACUAAUAAUGGGUGCAGUUUGUGACCUUUUAGGUCCACGUUACGGUUGUGCUUUCCUUAUUAUGCUCUCUGCUCCAACUGUUUUCUGCAUGUCAUUUGUGAAUGAUGCUGCUGGUUACAUAGCAGUUAGGUUCAUGAUUGGUUUUUCUUUGGCAACAUUUGUUUCUUGUCAAUAUUGGAUGAGUACUAUGUUUAAUAGUAAGAUUAUUGGGUUGGUUAAUGGGACUGCUGCUGGUUGGGGUAAUAUGGGUGGUGGGGCCACUCAACUUAUAAUGCCUUUGGUUUAUGAGUUGAUUAGAAGAGCUGGUGCUACUCCUUUUACUGCUUGGAGAAUUGCCUUUUUUAUCCCUGGUUGGUUGCAUGUUAUUAUGGGGAUUUUGGUCUUAACAUUAGGACAGGAUUUGCCUGAUGGUAACCUUGCUGCCUUGCAGAAGAAGGGUAAUGUUGCUAAAGACAAGUUCACAAAGGUGUUAUGGUAUGCCAUAACAAAUUACAGGACAUGGGUUUUUGCUCUCCUAUAUGGUUACUCUAUGGGAGUUGAAUUAACCACUGAUAAUGUCAUUGCUGAGUAUUUCUAUGACAGGUUUAAUUUGAAGCUACACACAGCUGGAGUCAUUGCAGCAUCAUUCGGAAUGGCGAACCUAGUCGCUCGCCCUUUCGGCGGCUACGCAUCAGACGCAGCCGCUAGAUUAUUCGGCAUGAGAGGAAGACUAUGGACACUAUGGAUCCUCCAAACCCUGGGAGGAGUUUUCUGCAUAUGGUUAGGCCGUGCAAAUACACUUCCAAUAGCAGUAGUAUCCAUGAUCCUGUUCUCUGUUGGAGCACAAGCAGCAUGUGGUGCAACAUUUGGCAUAAUUCCUUUCAUUUCAAGAAGGUCUUUAGGGAUUAUAUCAGGUUUAACUGGUGCAGGUGGUAACUUUGGUUCUGGAGUAACACAGUUAGUGUUUUUUUCAAGCUCAAAAUUCUCAACUUCAACUGGUCUUUCUUGGAUGGGUGCAAUGAUUGUAGCUUGCACUCUUCCUGUUACACUUGUUCAUUUUCCACAGUGGGGUAGCAUGUUUUGUCCUCCUUCAAAAGAAGUGAGUGAGGAACAUUAUUAUACUUCUGAAUGGAAUGAGGAAGAGGUGCAGAAAGGGUUGCAUCAGUCCAGUUUGAAGUUUGCAGAGAAUAGUCGUUCUGAGAGAGGGAAACGUGUAGCUUCUGCUGCAUCACCGCCGGAUACAACUCCUAGCCACUACUAAUAUAGUUUUCAAUUACCACCAUGCAGUUAAUGUGGCAGUUACGGUGAAAAACUUAUACAGUUAAAAUUGCACUUGUGAUAUAGUCGUAGAGACUUCAAAAUCCGCAAUAAUGUGAUAAAUUGAAGGUAUAGACCGUAAUUUCAAAGUAUGACCGGUAAUUAGUCCACACUUUCUUGUUUAAGUUCAAGGGCUAAUGGAUUGCUCUAUUUGAAUAAAUUAAGUUUUUGUUUUUUCAACAAAAAUGAUAAAAUGUUAAAAGGAAUUAAAUAUAUUGGUGUAAUGUUUUACACCAUUGAAAUUCCUGCUUAGGAUUUGGUGUAUUUUCUUCUUAAUUAAGUGAACCCUUACUUUAAAUAUAUAAUAAAGUAAGAUAUGAUCUGUAAUGUAUGUGUAUGUUAUAUAAAUAAUAGAUUAUUUUCAUACAGUAUUGAAA